AUGGAUCUCUGCCUCGCAAUCUCCGCCGCAGGUGACUCUAUCCAGAGAAGAUCCUUCUCCGUCGAAGCUAUCACCUCCCCGUCUCGCCAUCGCUUCGUUCUCGCUCCAGAUCCAGAUCCAGAUCCACCGUCGUUUGCUUCUCCGCUUGAUAUGCUCACGGUAAUCUCUCCUCCUGACCCUCCAGACCCACCCGACCCUCUAGACUCCUCCCAGUCUAUCCUCCACGUACCUGCAACCUCUGCUCCUUAUCCCGGUUCGACAACCUCUAGCUUUGCUGAUUUGGUUGUCGUGUCCUUUGGAGUAAGGCUGUUUGCAUCCUUGUUCUUCUUCUCCUCGGAGAUGUGUAGUUUCCAGAUGGGCUCCAGUCGUGAGAUUGACCUUUGUCUCUCCUAUGCUCAGUCAUCUCUUCCUUUGGACACGCCUUUGGAAGGAUGGAAGAUGUCGGAGUUAGGAAUGAUUCACAAUCAAAUCUCCUUCUUUGACCAUUUAUCUCCCGGCAUUAGAGCUAUGUCUCUCCCGCGUCACCGGUAUUGCAAGGAUCUUCCUCCUGGCUGA
Molecule: messenger RNA, 555 nt
Organism: Arabis nemorensis
Lineage: Eukaryota; Viridiplantae; Streptophyta; Magnoliopsida; Brassicales; Brassicaceae
Source: the annotation of a GenBank genome assembly